Zalophus californianus (California sea lion) is the source of this 990-nucleotide messenger RNA. Its product is annotated as melanoma-associated antigen 8-like. Gene Ontology annotation, cellular component: nucleus. The record is from RefSeq and is a predicted model, not a curated record. NCBI's taxonomy places the organism in Eukaryota, Metazoa, Chordata, Mammalia, Carnivora, Otariidae. Gene Ontology annotation, biological process: negative regulation of transcription by RNA polymerase II.
AUGCCCCUGGGUCAGAGGAGUGAGCUCUGGAAGCUGGAGGAAGACCCAGGCCCAGCCCAGGGCCUGGUGGAGGCACAGCUGUUGGGGGCUUGGGAGGAGAAGGUCCCCCGCACCCCCCCCUCCUUCUCCACCUUGGCCUCCUCCCAGUCCGCCGCCCCAUCGGGCUCCUGCUUUGCCCUCUUUCUGGUCCCCUCGGAGGAGGGGUCUGCUGCUGGGUUCCAGAGUCGUCCCCAGAGCUCUCUGAGUGCCUGCCCCUCCCCCACUGCCCAGGCAGCCACUGCCUGCAGCCAGCCUGACCAGGGAUCCAGCAGCUCCGGUGAGGAGGGCGCCAGCCCCCGCGAGGAGCCCGAAGAAGCCCAGCCGGGGCUCCAAAACAUAAUCCAGGGGAAGCUGGCUGAGCUGGUGGAGUUCCUGCUCCUCAAGUAUCACAUCAAGGAGCCGACCAGCCAGGCAGAGAUGCUGGAGAUCGUCGGCCAGGAUGCCCUGGAUGCCUUCCCUGUGAUCUUGGGCCAGGCCUCCGAGUGCUUGCAGCUGGUCUUUGGUAUGGAUGUGAAGGAAGUGGACCCCAGCGACCACUCCUACAUCCUGGUCCCCAUCCUGGGCCUCACCUAUGAUGGGAUGAUUUGCGGUGAGCAGGGAGUGCCCAAGACCGGCCUCCUGGGGGUGAGCCUCCUGCAUGGUGACCGUGCCCCUGAGGAGGAGGUGUGGGAAACGCUGGGGCUCAUGAGGGUGUAUGCCGGCCAGAAGCACAUCAUCUAUGGGGAGCCGAGGGAGCUCCUCACCAAGGUCUGGGUGCAGGAAGGGUACCUGGAGUACUGGCAGGUGCCUGGCAGGGACCCUGCCCGCUACAAGUUCCCGUGGGGUCACAGGGCCCAUGGAACCAGCAAGUUUCAAGUUCUGGAGUAUUUGCUCCGGGUCAGGUGCGGGCAGCUGGCUUCCUCCCUGGCCCUGUCUGAAGGAGCUGUGAGAGAUGAGGGAGAGGAGGCCUGA